GCAGAGAUCAUCAUCGCUGGACUACAUUUCUUUCCAUUGAACGAUACAUGUAGUCAGUCCACCUUCCGAUAAGUUGCAGCCCGUGCGAAAAACGAAAAUUCGAUCAAAGAUGUCUGCCAACAACCAAAGCAAUGGCAGCGGCGUCCAUAAGAAGAAGAGUUUGAUUCUGAAUGCCUUUGUCGAGAUGUGCAGCGGCCACCAGUCGCCCGGCCUCUGGAAGCACCCACAAGACCAAUCGGCCAACUUCAACGAUAUCGAGCAUUGGGUCGAGCUGGCCAAGUUGUUGGAAAAAGCGAAGAUUCAUGGCAUUUUCAUCGCGGAUGUCUUGGGCGGGUACGAUGUCUACCAGGGGCCGAGAAAUCUCGAUCCUGCGAUUCGGUCGGCAGCGCAAUGGCCUGUCAAUGAGCCCUUGGCCGUCGUCCCUGCAAUGGCAGCAGCAACCAAAAGCAUAGGAAUCGGAGUAACGGUCGCGACGACCUACGAGCCACCUUAUCAUCUCGCACGGCGCCUCUCGACCAUCGACCAUCUGUCCAAGGGCCGCUUUGGCUGGAACAUCGUCACGGGAUACCUCGACUCGGCCGCCCGAAACCUGAUUGGCAAGGAACAACCGCUCCACGACAACCGCUACGAAGUCGCGGAGGAAUACAUGAAAGUCAUGUACAAGCUGUUCGAAGCGUCGUGGCGCGACGACGCCGUCAUCAAGGACGUCAAGAAAGACAUGUUCAGCUCUCCCGACCGCAUCCGCGAGAUCAACCAUGUGGGCAAGUACUACAACGUCCCAGGCCCGCACAUUUGCCAGCCGUCGCCGCAGCGCACGCCGCUGUUGCUGCAAGCGGGCACGUCGAAGGCCGGCAAGACGUUUGCGGCACAGCAUGCCGAGGCGGUGUUUGUGGCCGGACAUUCGCCUAGUGUGGUUGCGCAGAAUAUUGCGGAGAUCCGCAAGAUGGCGCAUGAGCAGUUUGGUCGUGAUCCGCACAGCUUGAAGUUCCUUGCCAUGUUUUGCCCCGUCAUUGGUGAGACGGAGGAGGAGGCUGUGCGGAAGUUUGAGGACUAUCAGCAAUAUGGAUCGAUUGAGGGAGCCUUGGCAUUGUUCGGUGGUUGGACAGGGAUUGACAUGGCACCCUAUGGAGACGAUGAAGAACUCCGACAAGUCGAGAGCAACGCAAUCCGCUCAGCAGUUGAAGCGUGGUCGAAGUCGAGCCCCGGCAUCGCAAAGUGGACGAAGCACACGGUCGCCAAACACAUCACCGUCGGCGGACUCGGCGCCACCCCGGUCGGGACACCGAGUCAGAUUGCAGAUGAGAUGCAGCGGUGGGUGGAUGAGGCGGAUGUCGACGGCUUCAACCUGCCCUAUGCCAUCUUCCCGUCGUCGUUCGAGGACAUCUGCAAUCUGCUGGUGCCGGAGCUGAGGAAGCGGGGAGUGUUUCAUGAAGACUAUGAAGUGCCGGGAGGCACGUAUCGAGAGAAUUUCUACUCCAAGGCCGGCCAAAAGCUGACACUCCCCGAGCAUGUUGCCUCUACAUAUCGCUGGAAGGCCGGGGUGGAUCAAGCGGAUGCUCCGAUUCCUGAAUGAUUCUGGAUGGCUAUCGAAUGGGUCCAUAGUUGUGAGCAGACCAGACCAGGUAGAUUAAAAGGGACGGCUGGCGCUUCUCACCCACCAUGAUGAUGUGCAUGCAGUGGCCGUGGAGCAGUUCAGCCUCGUCAGAGGCGUCAAGACCUCAACUGCCAGAGCCAGCAGGCUGGAUCUGCGCGCUCGCUUGUUCUGCGCCGCAUAGAAGCCGCAGACGCGUCGAUUGGCCCUCACGAGCAACGGUAUUUGGCAUUUCCCCCGAGGGAGGCCCAACCCCUGAACGAGACGUGGGAGAAGUCCGGGAAGGGCGGGUCUGAU
Molecule: messenger RNA, 1888 nt
Organism: Neohortaea acidophila
Lineage: Eukaryota; Fungi; Ascomycota; Dothideomycetes; Mycosphaerellales; Teratosphaeriaceae
Product: luciferase-like domain-containing protein
Exons: 6
Coding region: 110-1573 (487 amino acids)
Molecular function (GO): monooxygenase activity; oxidoreductase activity, acting on paired donors, with incorporation or reduction of molecular oxygen
Source: RefSeq, a predicted model, not a curated record